Eleginops maclovinus (Patagonian blennie) is the source of this 9822-nucleotide messenger RNA. It is a transcript of the gene plcl1, whose product is annotated as phospholipase C like 1. Gene Ontology annotation, molecular function: phosphatidylinositol-4,5-bisphosphate phospholipase C activity. The record is from RefSeq and is a predicted model, not a curated record. Bases 643 to 4119 code for a protein of 1158 amino acids. Gene Ontology annotation, biological process: release of sequestered calcium ion into cytosol; phosphatidylinositol-mediated signaling; lipid metabolic process. The transcript has 12 exons. Lineage: Eukaryota; Metazoa; Chordata; Actinopteri; Perciformes; Eleginopidae.
CGGCUGUUUUUGCUGUGGAGUAAAAACCAGCACGGUCUCACACACUGGGUUCAGUCAGAGCACGCGGACAGGUGGACGACGUCGCUCUCCUUUACGCACAAGUUUGCCUCUGUCUGCACUUUGACAUCGCUGUGUUUCGAGGGGAGACGGAGAGGGUUUCGGGUUGCCUGGUAGCCAACGCUGGAUUGUUUUCAAACAUUUCCUCAGAGCUCCAGCUCACACACACCUCACACACACCUCGUCGCUUUUGUGAUAUCUUCCUUUACGCACGUUUUUUGAAUGCAUGAUCUGUGCGUUGAGGACAAGCAGGACUGGACACGGUGAAGACUUGUUGCGCGCACCCGGGGAGCGCACCAGUCCAGGAGUCGACACUGUACCGGAGAUGCGUUGAUUUCAGCUUGGAGUCACUGGGAACUGACAGCUUUCUGCUCCUACAUUAUGAGAGUCUGAUCAUACUCAAAGAAAUCGGGGAGAUUAGUUUCCUCCAGUGAGUCAAAUCUGCUUCAGUUUCGUCCACUGCUUUUGGAAAACCAUUCCUUCUUCAAAUGGCAUCUCCGUGCAGCCACGCCAAACUUUCCUCGGCUCAGAUCCGACAGUUUGAGUAAUUCUUCCUGUCCUGGUGUUUUUAAAAUCCGCAUCGACAUGUCUGGAGAUGGAAACGGUGACGGGCUCUGCAGCGACGGAGCUCCAGAGUUCAUCCCGCCCAGAGUGUCCCGUGGCCGGCGGAGUGGAGUCACUCUCCCCGGUGGUAGCGACCAGGACACCAUCAUCCUGGAGUCCGUAAGGGCAGCACCUCGCCGUAGCAGCAUCAUAAAGGAUCCCUCGGUGCAGAAGAUGGGGGGAGGCAGGAAGAAGACGGUGUCCUUCAGUAGCAUCCCCUCCGAGAAGAAGGUGAGCAGUGCAGCAGACUGCCUCGCCUUCAUGCAGGGCGGGUGUGAGCUGAAGAAGAUCCGUCCCAAUUCGAGGGUCUACUGUCGCUUCUUCACGCUGGACUCCGACCUCAGCUGCCUGCGCUGGGAGCCGUCCAAGAAGGACUUAGAUCGGGCGAGGCUCGACGUGUCCGGCAUCCGGGAGGUCCGCACCGGGAAGAGCACGGAGACCUUCCUCCACAACGGACCCAUCACCGAGCAGCUGGCAGAGGAGGCUGCCUUCUCCAUCAUCCAUGGGGACGACUACCAGUCUCUGGAUCUGGUUGCACUGUCUGCGGAUGUGGCGAACAUCUGGGUGACGGGCCUGCGCUACCUGCUGGCUCACCCGUCAGUGAUCGGGGGUGCUGGGGGAGGAGGGGGAGUAGGAGUGCUGGGCGAAGGAGGGUGCGUGGACGGCAGCCUCGGGGGGAGGAUGAGGAGCGAGUGGCUGGCGGCGGAGUUCGCUCAGGUGGAUGAAGAUGGGUACGGCAUCGUGUCGGAGGACGUGGCCGUCGCCACCAUCUGUAAACUCUGCCCUGGGAUCAGGGAGGCUAAGGUGCGUCUGCGCUUUAAGGAGAUCCAGCGCAGUAAGGAGAAGCUGACCUCCCACGUGACCCGCGAGGAGUUUCACGAGGCGUUCUGCGAGCUGUGCACCCGGCCCGACGUCUACUUCCUGUUGGUGCAGCUGUCCAAGGACCGCGAGUGUCUGGACCCUCAGGACCUGCGCCUCUUCCUGGAGACGGAGCAGGGUCUGUCCCUGGCGACCACCGAGGGCUGCUGGGAGCUGCUGAGGCGCUGCGAGCCGUCAGCUCAGGGUCGGGAGCGAGGGCUGCUGGGAUUGGACGGAUUCGCCCGGUACCUGCAGUCCCCGGAGUGCCAGCUGCUGGACCCCGAACACCUGGGGGUCUGUCAGGACAUGAACAUGCCUCUGUCUCACUACUACAUCAGCACCUCGUACCGCUCCUACCUGCUGGACGAUCAGGUCCACGGCAGAGCGGACCUGGGGGGGCUGAUCAAAGCUCUGCAGGCCGGCUGCCGCUGCAUCGAGCUGGGAGUCACCGACGGCCCGGAGGGGGAGCCUCUCCUCGGGGUCGACUAUGGCCCUGACAUCUCCCGCCACCAUCACCACCACCACCACCACCACCAACACCACCAGCACACCCCAGUCACUGUGCGCUCCGCUCUGGAGGUGGUCAACAAGUACGCCUUCCUGUCCUCCCAGUUCCCCCUGCUGCUGUACCUGUGCCAGCGCUGCUCUCCUGGCCAGCAGCGCACCUUAGCUCAGCACCUGAAGAAGGUGUUCAGCUCUCGUCUUUACACCCCAGAGUCUUCUCCUGCCAGCCUGGGGGGCCGAGCCAACACCUUACCCUCCCCCGAGCAGCUGAAGGGACGCAUCCUCAUCGUGGGGAAGAAGCUGCCUCAGGAGCAGGACGGCUCUGACGGCGAGAUAUCCGAGGAGGACGAGGAGAUCGGUGGUGGGGGGCCUCUGGCUGGGCGGAGGAUGACCAUCCCUGGUGAGGAGGAGCUGGGUGUCGUCUUGGUGGUGCCUCCCCCCUCUCAACCCAGGAAGCUGCGCCUCCACAAAAACCUGUCAGAUUUGGUGGCGAUCACUCGUACGGGAAGUCGCAGCUUCUACGCCCAGAGAGCAAGUCACAAACUGCAGCAGUCCCCCCCCAGCAGCCCUUCCUCCCCUGGGACGCCUUCAGCUCCUGAUGCGCCUUGCUGGACGCUGUGCUCCCUGGGUGAGGGGGAGGGCGGGCGGCUGACCACGGAGAGCCCAGAGGACCUGGUGAUGUUCACCAAGCGCACCCUGACCCGGGUACGACCCAGCUCGGUGCGCCUGGACUCCAGCAACCCCAACCCUCAGGGGUACUGGAAGGGAGGGGUCCAGCUCGUGGCCUUGAACCAGCAGACCCCCGGCGCCAUGCUGGACCUCCACAGAGGACGCUUCUCUCAGAACGGAGGGUGUGGGUACGUUCUCCGCCCAGCUGUGAUGAGGGACGAGGUGUCGUACUUCAGCGCUCACACGCAGGGCUGUGUGCCGGGGGUGCCCGCUCAGACUCUGCGGAUUAAGGUGAUCAGUGCCCACAACCUACCGAAGCCUCAGGGCUCAGGGGCUAAAGGCGAGGUCAUUGACCCAUACGUGGUUCUGGAGCUGCACGGCGUCCCAGCAGACUGUGCAGAACAGAGGACCCGCACCGCUGCUCAGAACCAGGACGACCCGCUGUUCGACGAGACCUUCGAGUUUCACGUGAACAUGCCGGAGCUGGCCUUGCUGCGCUUCGUGGUUUUGGACGACGACUACAUCGGGGACGACUUCAUCGGUCAGUACAGCGUGGCCUUCGAGUGCCUUCAGCCCGGAUACCGCAACGUGCCCCUGCUGGGCCUGGCGGGAGACCCCUUACCUCACACUAGCCUGUUCGUGCACGUGGCCGUCACCAACCGCCGAGGAGGGGGGAAGGCUCAGCGGAGAGGGCUGUCUGUGAGGAGGGUCGGGCGGAGAGGGAGGGAGUACGUGACUCUGAGGCACACCGGCAUCAAGGCGGUGGACGAGACCUUCAAACCGGCGGCGGCUCCACUGAAAGAAGCAACCGACCUGCGGGAGGAGGCACAGAGCACCACUGCCGGCCUCAAAGAGCAGUGUGGGCUCCCUACGGUGGCCAAACUGAAGCAGUGCAUCCAGAGCCUGGCCCCACGGCUGCAGGGCCCCGAGGGCAGCAUGGGGGCCUCCAUGGUGUUGAAGGACGGGUACCCGAGUCUGGAGCCCCAGGUCAAUCUCUCUGAGCCGCUGAGGAAACUGCUAACCUCCUACGACACGAUGAUUGCUGCUCAGAAACAGCUGAUUGAAAAUGCAGAUUCUGUUCAGGAGAGGAUCGCCCAGGUGCAGAGAGAAGGCAUGGACUUCCACGAGGAUCUUUCUCGGCUCGGGGAGAAGGAGGGACUGAAGGGCCGCAAGCUGAGCAAAGCUGUGGAGAGUUUCACCUGGAACAUCACUGUCCUCAAGGGUCAGAGCGAUCUGCUGCGGGGAGCAAAGAUGGAUUCCCUGGACGCCCUGAGGCAGCUGGCUCUGGCCUGUGAAGCCUGUGGACUCACCUCCUCCUCCUCUUCCGCCAACUCCUCUUCCUCCACCUUCUCCACAGCCGAGCUGCACUACUCCUCCCACCCGCAGUCCGGCCGGCGAAGCAGCACACACGGCAACGGACGAAUCUGAUGGAAAAAGGGGACUGGAGAGGAGUAUUUACAGAGGAUUACGGAGAUGAAAAAGACUGCAGGAGUGAAAAAGCAGCACAGGAGACAGAGGAUUUCCUCUCAGGCAGAGUGUGUGUCGCUUUAUCCCCUGCAGUGUGUGUCUGAACCAGAGCAGUAUCUCUGUCAAAGCCUUAUGAUGAGGGUCCGGCCAGCAGAGAGGCUUUCCAUGAAUGUCCAAACUCCGCCAUGGAGAACAAAGAGAGACACAGGUUUCUUGAACUUUUCACGCCUCCUGCUUAUUUUUCUGCAGGAAAACCUGUGAUUCAACACUGCAGCUCUGCGGGGUGUCCCUCAUUACAGAGGAAGUGACAGACACCUGAAUGAUUAGUGACAACGGGUGAUUACCGUCCUGUUGCUGUUCAGAGGUAAAAAGCAGAAAGGAGGAGAUGUAGAGCUCCUGAGACUACAUUUUCUCUGCCUCGGCAUUUCAGUUCGUCCCCUGGGAAGGCAGCAAGUGUACCUGUGUGUGUGUGUGCAAGUGUGUUUACAGGGUUGCAGUUGCUAUUAGGGGCUAUAAGAGAUUGAUUGACAGGAUGGGACCCACAAAAAGCACACAGGUAGAGAGUUACUAAUUCAAGUAGCCUAGAUUUUUAGUGCAAAAUGACUUUUUUAAUGUUUUUAUGGUACGCUAACGUUUGUUUUUAGAUGAAGCUAAUGCAAUUGAACUUAUGCAGUAGUUUAUUGAAGAAAAAAAAGCACUUAAGGAGCCAUUUAGUGAAAUUUUAUCAGGGUCAGAGCAGGCAUGCUGCACCAGCUAGUGGGUUUUAUCAGAUAUUCACAAGGUUGAUCAACUAAAAAAAUAAGAAGAUGAUACCGACCUUUAGCAACUAAUUAAGAAAUGAUGAGAGGAGCAACUCAGGUGACGCAGUUUAAAGAGCAAGAAACUCCAUCAGAGGAAGGAAGUCAGGGUGACAUGUACCGUGUAAAAAGCCCCAAACUCAAACUAGAAUCUUUUCCUAAACCUAACUGAGUGGUUUUGUUGCCUUAACCUAAAGAAGUUAACGGUAAAGUUAUUUUACAGAGUACCGGUAUUCAGUGGACUUUUUGCCUUUUAAUUGAUAGAACAGCCAUAAAGAGAAAGGGUUACAGUAACUUGCAGCAAAGGGUGACAAGUCAGAUUUAAAUCCCACGCUGCAGAAAGAAUUAACCCUAUAAAUCUAAAUUUAAGUCUGCUCGAGACACGUUUUGUUGCCUAAAAGUGUAGAAAUUGCUCUGUUUGUGUUGGAAAUGUUACGUUAAGUUUAGUUUUAUAACCCCUUACCACUAAGUUUCUCCUUAAAUACAUAGUAAGUGCAGUUUGGCCCAUCUGAGGUAUUGAAAUGGUAGUGAUAACCGUUGAUAAUGCACAUUUAAUCAGCUGAUAACAUUCAAAAUAAGAUGAUGGCACAUAAAGUAAGUCUUGAUAUCAAUAUGAAACCUUUUCCUUUAGCUGAAUCCUCCCAUACUAAAAAGACGACAGCUGUUCCUCCAAAGCUCAUCGAAAAAAGACAGAAUUAGCUCCCAAUAAAUUUCAGAUAAGAGAUAUGAAACUCAUCUAAAGUACUGACGCAUAUUAAUGAGGCUUAGUUUGAGUUUGGAGAUGUGGAAAGUCAGCCAAACAUUUAUUGAAUUGACUGCAUUUGUAAUUUCUGGACUUGGCAAAAUCAGAGAUCAUGCUGUCUGUUAAAAGGCCUGAAAUAACUCCACAGAUUAGUCGCAAAAUCCCGAUCAGAGGUGCUUAAUUAUAGUGCAACUUUGAGGAUUUUCUGAGCUACAGAGAACCCAAAGACCCCCUUGCAACUUUGAGCACACUUUGCUCAUCCAACUGCUUUGACUACUGUAUUAUUGUGUGGAAUAACCAGCAGCACACACACACACACACACACACACACACACACACACAGGCUCUUGUUGUCUCAUCUGAUUGUUUUGGAGUCUGUCACGGUCACUUGGAGAGGGGACGGCUGAAACAAGAGGAGAAGAGGUGAAGAAGACACACAGUAAUUGAAGAAGUUGUGUGUUGAUAAUAAUUGUAAACGUGUGGAUCACAUAACCUGUGGGCUAAUGGACGCUCACAGUUUGAACAUGUGUGUGUUGUGUGUGUGUGUAGAACAGAUUCCUGCAGCAUUAAUGAAGUACACUGUAUGGAUGUAGCAAUAAUAAUGAGUUACAAGAGAGUCAAUGAAGCUGUUUGUGUACUGACUGAAGGAUGAACACAAUAUAACUAACUUUAUAGGCUCAGUGAUGCGUUUAAGUGUGUAUAAAAAAUGGUGGCUAUUGAUGAUAGUUGUGCUUACAUGUUAGUGAUGGCGUUCCUCUUGGCCUUUUGAGUGUAACUGUGUGUUUUUAAUUAACAAACUCUGCUUUUGUAAUCAGUUUCUUGUGAUGCUGCGUUCGAACCAAACUUGACAAAAGUGAUGCUAAACGACCAGGACCAAGCUAACCAGAGUUUAUUUUCUUCUGAACAAAAUCAGAUCUCUAUAAUGACGGUGAUUUUCAGGCUCUUAAAUAAUCACACAAGGUAUUUUUCCUAAUCUCCCAAAAAGUUAACAUUUUGGAGAUUAAAGGUUUUGAUGUCAUUAAAAAAGAUCAAUGUUGCAGGUGGGCAGAAACCGUUUUCUCUCCCAAAUACUGCAAACCUUUUAAGCCUCUUCAGUGAACUUAUGAAGACAUUUUGAAUGUUUGCUCUGCCCUUUAAGGAAGGCAGGAAGGUGGAGACGAGGCACACAGCUCAUCUUAACAGCAGCUCAGCAGCAUUUUGCAGUGGACAGGAUGUAAUGAGAAACACAGAAGAACGGGCACCAGGUUCACUAACCUCUCUGUGAGUGUUGUGCAGGGUAUAUUCAGAAGUGCAUCCCAUAUGUGUGUACACUUUCUUCCAGCCUUUCAUUAAGCUUCACAUUCCUUUUCUCAAGCGCCUUGGCUCUUUUUUGGUCCAAUAUUCUCAUAUUUGUUAGUGCAUUUGUUGCAAUGCGCUUAAUUGCUAUAAAAACCUGAGACCAUAAAUUGGCAAAUGCUUCAAAAUUGAAAGGUUGAUGUGCCAUUGUGAGCCGUAAUGGUCUAAAUGUUCCAGUCAACGCUGGAAAUAUUUCUUAUAAACAACACUGGGAGUUUUGUUUAAGUCAAUGCCACUAUUCUUUAGGUUUCAUCUUCAACAGUAUGUUAAAUGUUACUGGAAGAGUAGUUUUUCUAGCAAUAUGAGACAUAUUCAUAGAACAAUCUGCCACAGUUAGACAUCCUUGCCAAAAUAACCCUGCAGCAAUGAUGAAACAUGUGAUCAGUUCAGUAAAAACCAACACAUAUUUCCUCCUUACAGUAAGCAUACAAUGUCAAAGAUAUUUAUGGAGUAUAAACCUGACAUAUUUUGACAAUUGAAUAGAUCAUUUUGCAUGUGAAGGCUUUAAACAAUGAGAAAGAGUCUGUCAAUUUUACUGAGAAUCAACUAGUUAAAUUGAAAAAGCAAGCCCAGUGCAAAGGGUUUGACUUUGCACGAGCCAGAAUAAGUGCAAUCUGCUUGAAUUAAUGAGUCAAAUCAUUUUGAAAAAACAAACUAAUUGUUUGGAGAUUUCAACUUUGAGAACAAAUGACUCUCAAAAAUAUAAAUCUCCUUCCAAAAUUGAGCCAAAGCGAUUGAGAAACUCUAUCCUGGUUCAUGCCUCCUCUCUCCUUCAUCCUGCUGCUCCAGCUGAGGCUGCAGGUGGGAGCUGAGGCUCUGAGUCACUCUGAAGCCACAGCAGGAGGCUGACCUAAUAACAUUUUCCAUGUGUGUUGGGUUUUUGUGUGUGUGUAUGUGUCUGAGAGAAGUUUCUAAAAGUAGAUGACUUAUAUAGCAAAGGUUGAUGGAUAGAAAUCAAAGAAGAAGAAGGGGAGGCUGAUAUUCACAUCUGGUAGCAUGUGAGGAUGUCUGGGCUCACCUGCAGAGCAUCAUAAUUGGCUGUGAGCAAUAGACAGACUGACAGCACCUGCUGUUUGGGUCUAUUAAUAACACCCUGACUCACAGGAGGCCUUUGGGAUGUGUGUGUGUGUGUGUGUGUGUGUGUGUGUGUGUGUGUGUGUGUGUGUGUGUGUGUCAUGUUAGCAUGGUGCCCUAUUUCCUGACCUGAUGGUGCAAACUGGUUCUGCCAAAGCGAUUGCCAGGCUAUUUAGCCAUGUUUUCUUUUGAAUGUGCUGAAGCAGAAGCCUCUUUGCUGGAUCUCCACUGCCCCUGAGAGGCAAGUUUAUGACAGCUAUGAUUUUAAUAGCACCUCUCUCAGAGAUCUGCUUACCUGCAGGGAGGAUAUCCUCGCAUAAAUGAUGCAUCAGUAAAACAUACUGCAGUAUUAGCUUUCUGGCUUUCGGUUUAUAUGAUGCAAACACUGGAAAUACAACUGGGUCAGAGAGCAAGCAUGAGCGGAAGAGGGGUCAGGUUUUAAAGUAUAUCUAUGCUAUAGAUUGUGACAUGUAAUAGCAGCUUGUUAGUUCAGUGGAGAGUGACCUUUGCAGGGUGUCAGUAACACCUGAGUCACUCAUUUGUAGCCGGAGGAUCCUGUGAAUCAUACCUGUGUUCUUGCCAUGACCACCUGCUAAAUUCAAAUAAUUGAACACACAUAGCAUGUAUAAGAAAUAGAUAGAAUGUAAUGUCUACCUUCCAUGCAGUGGUUUUAUCAGUUUUUUAGUGCACAUCAUGUCCAGGUUUAUUUUUUUGAAUGUGACAGUGUAGUGAUGCAAAUAAAGGCAAAUAACUUCUUCAGAUUUGCAUAGCCUCGUUGAAAGCUGCCUAACUGACAACAUCUGUCUCACAGGGUGCAUUUUUGCUUAUCAUUUGUUGUCUGGCUCUGAAUUUCUAACUAUAGAAAGUCAAUACAAUACUCUAUUCAGCAGUUUUAGAUUCCCCACAGCAGCAUAUAUUUUAUUCUAAUCCAUCUUCUCUAUUGCAUUAGCUCACAAUACUUCUGUUUGCUCUUAUCAAAAAUAAAACAGUGCAUGAAAUUCACUUUGGCAAGUUUUGGGAAACAGUCAGCAGUAAGGCAAAUCAUACAUGUUACGUUCUGAAGAAGCUUGCAGAAACAGCGGUAUGAUUCUUUAACGGUUGAAAAUAUUGUAUUAGUUGUAAAGGUCUUUUCAUUUCUGCACUCACCUGAUGUUUACCUCUGCAAAAGGCACUGCUAAUCCACUCAUAGUGCUUUACUUUGCGUGCAGUAUAUUGUAUCUUGUUUGUAACCCAAUCCUGCACCCUUCACUUCCCAGAAUAAGCUUAGAAGUGGAACAAUGUGUAGGGAGUGGGGUGCAGUGUAUCUCUGUUAGCCAUUUGUCUUAACCUACAGCUCUCUCUGUGCUUAACAUUCAGCUGAAUAAUUGAAGGAGUUGUUCAUACCUGCCAUAGUGAUGUGGACAAAGUCGUGUAAAACACUCAGACUUGUGUAAAGGUACUUUUAAGUUCUCUGUAACCCGCUGACCUUUAAUCCAGUGUGGUGUCCUGCUCUUACAGUCACUGUAUGUUUUUUGUAAAAUAGAUGAAAAAAAAGACCAAAAGAAGAAAAAUAUUUAUUGACGUGUGUUUUGAAAAACAUAAAUAAAUAUAUAAUUAACUAAAUGAACCUUUCUUUUAUUUUUGAAAAGCUACUGUGUUUUCUAUCUGAUCAAUUAAUCAAAUAUAACAAGAGUACAGUAUGUAUCCGACUAAUAAAGUUAUCUUUUUCUGACCAAA